Molecule: messenger RNA, 816 nt
Organism: Schistosoma margrebowiei
Lineage: Eukaryota; Metazoa; Platyhelminthes; Trematoda; Strigeidida; Schistosomatidae
Source: the annotation of a GenBank genome assembly
AUGGUUUUACAAGAAGAUGAAGAUUAUGUGAAUUUUCAGCCUGGUGGAACACAUAUAAAAAAAACAAUCGAACCAGAAUUCACAGAGGAAGACCAAAAAGAAAAGAAAAAGGGUGGAAAAUGGAAUACCGUUCGUAAACUUGUGACCAGUGCAAGUCAACAUAUUAAUAGUUCACAAAUGUUGAGGUUAUCCAGCAUUUUCUCUAUAUUAGCUCAACGUCAUAAAAAUGUUAUUACAGCUGGUGAUAUACUACUCGUUAUGCGAGCAUUAGGUGAUGCAUUAACAGAAGCUGAACUACAAGAUUUGAUCUUUGAGUUAGAUGUUGAUCGAGAUGGGAAAUUAGAUUUUUCAGAACUGUGCGCUUUUGUUGUUGAACGAAUAUACAAGAAGAAAUUAGAUCAUGAUUUUGAAGAAUUAUUUCGAAUACUAGAUCAAGAUGGUGAUGGAACACUGUCAAAAGAUGAUUUACGCAAUAUUUUACGCUAUUUUGAACUGGACUUCAGCGAUGAAAUAAUUGAUGAUAUUGUUAAAGAAAUUACUGGGUCUGAAAAUAACCUUAUUACCUAUUCAGAUUUGUCUAAGUUUAUCAUAGAUUCAGACAAAGAGUUUACUAUUACUGAAAUCUUGAACAAUCCUUUAUAAUAUAUGAAGAGAUAAUUAAACUCCAACUUCGUCAAGAAUUCUUAUUUAUUUGACUUGAUAGAUCGUACUCAAAUAAUUCCUUCAAUAAAUGAUGAAUUGUGUUGGAUUUUUAUUUCUUACAGAAUCUUGUUUCCUAGUUUUGGUAACAAGUAAAUUGAUUUAAAUGUUUUUCUC